This is a messenger RNA of Spirodela intermedia, 685 nucleotides long. NCBI's taxonomy places the organism in Eukaryota, Viridiplantae, Streptophyta, Magnoliopsida, Alismatales, Araceae. The record is from the annotation of a GenBank genome assembly.
AUGGAAGAGGCCCCCGCCCCCAUUGUUGGAGGCGACGAGGGCAAGAGCUUCUUCUGCAGCUUGUGUGGGGACGUCGGCUUCCGGGAAGCGCUUCUACCCUGCCGGGCGCGCGGCUGCUCCCGUCUCCAGCACACGUACGUGGCAAUCCUCCCCCCAAUUCUGCAAUCAAAACCCCAACUCCUUCCCUCAUCUGCAGUUGGAUGCCAGGUACUGCGGCAGGUAUUGCCCGGAGAUGAUGGACGACGCUGGAAGGUGGCGUUGCGAGUGGUGCGCCUGGAAGGUCUCCAGUGACCGACUGGGGGAGGAUGAGGAAUCGGGUCGGAAGAGGGCACGCAGGGUCCUUCCGUUCUCGUCCUCACCAGAGAUGAUCAAGCAGGCAUCGCCGGAGAGACCGAUUGAUAAGGACAGGAGCAGAGAAUCAAGCGUGACCGCGGGAAGGGAACAUCCACCCCCAGCCUGCACCUCUGGUCCGGGCAAUACCAGUAUCAUCAAUGCAUCCGUGGAGAUAACAAAUGUGACGCACAAGCACGUCGGCGCAAAUGACAGAGGCAGCAGCAGCAGGGCAUUAGAUCGGUGGAGGAACCUUGCGAAGAGAACGAGGCUAGGUGGAAAGAAGUACAAGCUCCUGGCGGACGUCCUCUGUUUCCCUGGGAGGGAGAGAACGUCCACCACACCAACAGCCUGA